Messenger RNA from Acanthisitta chloris (rifleman), 1093 nucleotides. It is a transcript of the gene ACAA2, whose product is annotated as acetyl-CoA acyltransferase 2. NCBI's taxonomy places the organism in Eukaryota, Metazoa, Chordata, Aves, Passeriformes, Acanthisittidae. The record is from RefSeq and is a predicted model, not a curated record. The transcript has 8 exons. Gene Ontology annotation, biological process: fatty acid beta-oxidation. Gene Ontology annotation, molecular function: acetyl-CoA C-acetyltransferase activity. The annotation marks the transcript as partial.
GUGUGUUCAUUGUGGCAGCCAAGCGCACUCCCUUUGGGACCUAUGGAGGUUUCCUGAAGGACUUCUCGGCCACCGACCUCACAGAACAUGCAGCCAAGGCUGCGCUGGCUGCGGGCAAGGUUCCUCCUGAGAUCAUCGACAGCGUCGUGGUCGGCAACGUCAUGCAGAGCUCCUCAGAUGCAAUUUACAUCGCAAGACAUGUUGGUUUACGUGUGGGAGUUCCUAUCUCUGUUCCAGCCCUCACUGUCAACAGGCUGUGUGGCUCUGGUUUCCAGUCCAUUGCCAAUGGUUGUCAGGAAAUUUGCCUGAAUGAUGCAGAAGUUGUUCUGUGUGGAGGAGCUGAAAGCAUGAGCCAGGCUCCUUACGCGGUUCGAAAGGUUCGGUUUGGAACCAGAUUAGGAACAGAACUCAAGCUGGAAGACACCCUGUGGGAAGCUCUGACAGAUACACAUGUCAAAAUACCUAUGGCAGUGACUGCUGAAAAUCUGGCUGCAAAAUACAGCAUCUCACGGGAGGACUGCGACAAGUAUGCACUCAAAACCCAACAGAGGUGCAAAGCUGCUGCUGAUGCUGGCUACUUCAAUGCUGAGAUGGCACCCAUUGAAGUGAAAACAAGAAAGGGGAAGGAAACCAUUCAGAAGGAUGAGCACCCAAAGCCCCAGACCACCAUGGAACAGCUGGGAAAACUCCCAACUGUCUUCAAAAAGGAUGGAACAGUCACAGCUGGAAAUGCUUCAGGGGUGUGUGAUGGAGCUGGUGCAGUCAUCAUUGCCAGUGAAUCAGCGCUUAAGAAGCACAGCCUUACUCCUCUGGCAAGAGUUGUAGCCUAUCACUCAUCUGGCUGUGACCCUUCCAUCAUGGGCAUUGGUCCUGUACCUGCAAUUACUGAGGUUCUGAAGAAAGCAGGAUUGACCCUGAAGGACAUGGAUUUGGUAGAGGUGAAUGAGGCAUUUGCACCUCAGUAUUUGGCUGUUGAGAAGGUUCUGGGCCUUGACCCUGAAAAAACCAAUGUCAACGGAGGUGCCAUUGCUAUAGGUCAUCCCUUGGGUGCUUCAGGAUCACGGAUCACAGCUCAUCUGGUUCACGAGCUGAG